GGGGGGCUCUGACGCCAGCAUACAGUAUAAAACUCCAGCAUCUGGACACGUCUCCAGCAGUUGGCCCAAACCUGCUCCUGUGCCCCCCUCCCCUCCCUCAUAUCAGCAGCAGAAUGAAGGGUCUGAGCAGCUUCUCCUUAGCGCUUUUCCUGCUGGCUGCCUUCUUCUCAGCGUCCCGGAGCGCUCCGAAGGGCUCCUUCCAGAGGAGGAACUGGACGCCACAGGCGAUGCUGUACCUGAAGGGCACACAGGGGCGCAGGUUCAUCUCAGAGGACCCCACAGAGGCAGAGGUCUUUGACACACUGCACUUAGAGACCCGCAGCCAGAAUACGGAGAAGCUGAGCGUGGACCGGGCCGCCGCCGUCCUGCUCAACUUCCUGCAGCAGGCCCGGGAUGGAGCUGAUGAAAACCCAGAUGAAGUGUAUUUCCAGGAGCUGCCUGUGUGGAAGAGAGCUUACUUCUGAAGUCUGUGGUUCACAGACAUGCGGCUGUAAAUGUGAAUGUAAACUUUGAAUAAAAACAUUUGAACUCUCA
Oryzias melastigma (Indian medaka) is the source of this 534-nucleotide messenger RNA. RefSeq names its product spexin hormone (gene spx). Gene Ontology annotation, molecular function: neuropeptide hormone activity. The transcript is spliced from 6 exons. Lineage: Eukaryota; Metazoa; Chordata; Actinopteri; Beloniformes; Adrianichthyidae. The coding region runs from base 114 to 464 and encodes 116 amino acids. The record is from RefSeq and is a predicted model, not a curated record.